AUGAAGAUAUACUACAUUGGAAUAUUGAAAGUGGGUGGUUCCAAAGCCGUGGAGUUGAGCUCGGCCCGUGAUUUGAGCCAGUUUUCAUUUUUCGAAAGAAAUGGUGUUUCCCAAUUUAUGACAUUUUUCUCGGAAACCGUCAGUCAGAGGACCCAAGCAGGCCAGAGGCAAAGUAUCGAAGAAGGUAACUACGUGGGCCACACAUACACGCGCUCGGAGGGUUUGUCUUGUGUUGUCAUAACCGACAAGGAGUACCCAGUUCGUCCAGCUUACACCUUAAUCAACAAGAUUUUGGAUGAAUAUUUAUCGCUUCACCCUCAAAAAGACUGGGCUAAUGUCACCGAAACGAACUCUAGUCUCGGAUACGAUAAUCUUGAACAAUAUCUCAAAAAGUACCAAGAUCCAUCACAGGCAGAUUCGAUCAUGAAGGUUCAACAGGAGUUGGACGAAACCAAGAUUGUAUUGCACAAGACCAUCGAAAGCGUAUUACAAAGAGGCGAGAAAUUGGACUCGUUGGUGGACAAGUCGGAGGCGUUGUCGAGCUCAUCCAGGAUGUUCUACAAGCAAGCCAAGAAGACCAAUUCGUGCUGUGUGAUUGUCUAA
Molecule: messenger RNA, 603 nt
Organism: Meyerozyma guilliermondii ATCC 6260
Lineage: Eukaryota; Fungi; Ascomycota; Pichiomycetes; Serinales; Debaryomycetaceae
Gene: YKT6
Product: palmitoyltransferase
Exons: 1
Coding region: 1-603 (200 amino acids)
Biological process (GO): endoplasmic reticulum to Golgi vesicle-mediated transport
Cellular component (GO): membrane; Golgi apparatus
Molecular function (GO): SNAP receptor activity
Source: RefSeq, a predicted model, not a curated record